ACACACACACACACACACACCGCUGCUCUAUAAAACCACAGACACUCAAACACCGACACAAACACAGACGGAGACUGUUUCUACCUGAAGCAUGGGCGUCAUCAUCUCACACAUCUUCUCCAGGUUCACCUCCAGGACACCUGUCCGCAUUUUAAUGGUGGGUCUGGAUGCAGCAGGUAAAACCACUCUGCUGUACAAACUGAAGCUGGCUGAGGUCGUCACCACCAUCCCAACCAUCGGUUUUAAUGUGGAGACCGUGGAGUAUAAGAACAUCAGUUUUACAGUUUGGGAUGUUGGUGGCCAGACCAUCAUCAGACCUCUGUGGAGACAUUACUACACUAACACACAGGGUCUCAUAUUUGUGGUCGACAGCAACGACCCUGAGAGGAUUAAAGAAGCUGCUGAUGAGCUGCACAUGAUGCUGGAGGAAGACGAGCUGAGGGGCGUGGCUGUACUGGUCCUCGCUAACAAACAAGAUUUGCCCAGAGCCAUGUCCGUCAGUGACAUUUCAGAGGCCCUGGGCCUAUCAGGGGUCUCACAGCCGUGGUUCGUCCAGGCGUCCUGUGCCAUCAGUGGUACAGGUCUGGCCGAGGGUCUGGACUGGCUCUCCGACCGCAUCCUAAAACAGUAGAAUGGUGAACUAUGAACUGAGUCCAGCCAGGACAAACAUGAAGGAGGCUUUCCGACAUGUGCUGCUUCCUUUACAGUGACAAAGCAGGUAUUAAUAUGUCCGUCAGGAUGUGAAGAGAUCUGCUGAGUGAUCAGAAUCAAACUGAUAUACAUGAUCCCGUUUAACAAGUAUCCGAUGAGCCUCAUGUUGGGAACCACCGUUCUGACAACCAGGUGGAUUAUUUUUAUAGGAAACACUGAUUUUCCAUCUGUGAGAGAGUCAUGUUACAGCAGACGUUAAUAUUCAGAGUUUUUCCACUUGAAACAAAUUGCUGAUAGGUGGAUAAAUUUGUUUUUAAGGACGUCUCAUUUUUGUGCUGCUAUUUGGAUAAUCAGUUAUUUCUGCAACAUUAUGGCCUAUCUUGUUUUCUCACCAUCUUUAUAGAAAUGAAUUAUUUUAUGUAUGUA
Chelmon rostratus (copperband butterflyfish) is the source of this 1077-nucleotide messenger RNA. Its product is annotated as ADP-ribosylation factor 4-like. Gene Ontology annotation, molecular function: GTP binding; GTPase activity. The record is from RefSeq and is a predicted model, not a curated record. Gene Ontology annotation, biological process: vesicle-mediated transport; intracellular protein transport. The coding region runs from base 92 to 631 and encodes 179 amino acids. NCBI's taxonomy places the organism in Eukaryota, Metazoa, Chordata, Actinopteri, Chaetodontiformes, Chaetodontidae. Gene Ontology annotation, cellular component: plasma membrane; cytoplasm. The transcript is spliced from 6 exons.